UAUAUAUAUAUAUAUAUAUAUCUCCAACUUCUUAUUAUGAAGAAGAUGAAUAUUGACAAUCGAGAAAAAUUAAUUCUCUAUUAAAAUCUUGUGUUCAUUUAUCAAAAGAAUUGAUAUCUGAUAGUAUAUUGUUGACAAUGUUAUACAUAUAGUUAUAUAUUUUUACUACGCUUUAAGGUAAAAAUUCUAUUCCAUUAUAGGGCGAAAUUAAAAAAAAAGAUGAUUUUUAUUAGCAUCGAUUUUACUUCGAAAAGAUUUCACAGAUAAGUUGUUCAAGCAGAAAGUUAAUUUUCCUUCAACUAGUGUAAAAUUCAAUAAGAUAAAAUGCAAUUUCAAUUCAAUUUUAUAUAUAUAUGAAAUUUCAUUUUAAAUUGAUAGCGAAUUUCACUCCAAAAAUUACUGUGAAAUUACACUUUUGUUUAAAGCAAUGUCAUUUCUUAUAUAUUUAAAAUUUAGAGUUUAAUUAAUGUUGUUAAAUACAAAAGGAAUUUUAAACUAUGCACUGUAAAAAAAACGGGAGGGAUAGAUUUCAACUCUCAAUAUAGAAUUCUUUAAAAUUCACACCUUUUUGGAGUUAAUGCUAAGGAAUUUAAUCUAAUAUUCACUCACUUCUGGAGUAGAUUUGUAACCCCAAAAAUUUUACUAUCAACUCCGGCUGCCAUUAACUCUCCAAAAAAAUUUUAUAUAGUAAGUAAUUGUCACCAAUAAACGUAAAAAAAUGGAGUUAAAAUUUAACUCCUAACAAUAUAUUUUAAAACUCCUACCCUUUUGGAGUUGAAGCAAAAGUGAGUUGAUGAUUAAAGAAUUAAUUUUAAUCUAAUAUAUAUGAUUAACUCAUUUUUAAAGUUGUUUUUUAACUCCCAAAAAUUUUACUAACCAACUCGAGCUGACAUUAAGUGCCCAAAUAUUUUACAGCGUACUACAUUUGCUUAAACUCCAAAAGAAUGGGAAUUUUAUAUAAAAUUUCGUAAGGAGUUACAUUUUAAUUCCAUUUUUUGAAGCAUAAUUAAAUGCUGUGUAAAAUUUUUUGAGUUAAACAACUCCAAAAGUUAGUUAACAUUAGAUUAACUACCUUAUACUGUAAAAAAAGGGAGUUACAUUUUAACUCCCAACGGGACUUUAUAAAAGUCUCACCCUUUUGGAGUUGAAGUAAAGGUAGUUAAUUUCAUUAAUUCCUCAAUUUUUUUACUGUAGCAUCAACUUGAAAAAGUCAAGAACAUUAUAAACUAGAAUUUUUGGAGUCGAAAAUCAACUCCAAAAGUGAGUUAACAUUAGAUUAACUCUCUUAGCAUUAACUCCCUAGGCAUAAAAUUAACUCCCAUAUAGUAACAACUCCCUUUGCUUUAACUUCAAAAAUGUGGGACUUUUAUGUAGAGUCCCGUUGGGAGUUAUAAUCUAACCCCCAUUUUUUACAGUUUAUAACACCACUGGAGUACAUUUUCAAUCCAAUUUGGAGUGGAAUUUAUUGAGCUAAUAAAGAUCCAAAUAUUCGACUUUUCCUAACACCACACUAAGAGAAAAGAUUAUGGUAGGGGUUACCUUUUUUGACCAUUUUUAGUUAGUAAACUAUACUGUUGCUAAUUUAUUAGUUGUGGUUACUAUUUUUAUUGGUUAGCAUAACUAUUUCAUUAGUUGGUUUAACUAAUUAAUUUGUUCAUGGAGAAAAAUGCGGCAAAACGAAUAAAAGUAACUUUUACUAUAAUUUAAAAGUAAAACCGGAACUGUCCGGAGUUUUUGCGCAUUUCUGGCAAUUUUUAUUCCAGAAAUAGUAAAAUUUACUAUUUCCGGAAUAAUUUUUACUAUUUUAGGAGUACAUUUUACUAUUUUAGAAGUAAAUUUUACUAUUUUCGGAGUAAACUUUACUAUUUAUGGAGUAAAAAUUUCCAGAAAUGCGCAGAAACUGCGAACAAUUCCAGUUUUACUUUUAAAGUAGUAAAAUUUACUUUAUUCGUUUUUCAUUUUUCUCCGUGUUGGAAUAAUUAUUUAAUUAGUUACCUUACUAACGAAGUGGUUAGGCUGACCAAUUAAAUGGUAACAGUAACUAAUAUAAAUUAGCAAAAAUGCUCUUACUAACGAAAAGGUAAUUGCAACCAAUCGUUUCUCUCAGUGCACUGAUAAAAAAAACCAAUUUUUUAAAACAACUAUAUUGCUAUUCUGGAAAUGAAUCAAUUAUAACGUGCGUCUAAUGACGAAACAAUUGCAUGAAAGGAGUGAAUAAUCGAACAGUUAGCCACGUUUGUGGCAUGUGUGCAUUUAAGGUCAGGAUGUUGAAAGGGCGAUAAUCCUCUCGCUUGAUAGAACAUCCGUGAGCUUUUCCUAGUUGGUAUUGGGAAGAACUUUGAGGUGGUGCGAGAGAAUAACUUUCCACCUGUUGAAUACGUCACAUCGGCGUCCGCCAUGUCAAGAAAAGAGCCAAUCGUGGGUGUGCAUUAGUGAUGGUAUGUAGUGGGAGUAGAAGAGCUUGUCUGGUUGGCUCACUCGAGCUUCCCUCAUCUCUCCCUCGGGAUCCCGUUUAGAACCCCCGUAAAUGUUUCCGCAGAAUCUCUUCACUUCACCCUGACAACGUCCCUGUGACAUCCUACGCGAUUUCACUCGUAUCUAAAAAUAAUUUUCGUUAACAAACAAAUUUCUUUCUCUCUCUCUCUCUCAAAAAAGAAAAAUUCAAUUGUUCGUGCUGUCUUUAUACAAGUAAAAGUUUUCCUUGGGAUUUCACUUUCUUACAACUAAAGAAGUCAAAGACACCUUUUCGCUGGAAAUCAAGAUUUACCAAAUUCGAAGAUAAUCCUCGUUCUAACGUCAUGACAUUGAAUUGCAAAUACCAUGGAAUCAAAAAAGUUGGACCAGCGUUGAUAGAUGGUUUUUUCGCGGAAUAAAGGGUACAAUAUACGGUAAAUGAACAAAUCGAACAAGUGACUAUAUAUUCAACAUCAUUUGAAAAUAGUGUUAUAGACAUUUCAGUGAAGUCAAAAACAGAUUUAAUAAAUUUGGUGGAUUUUUUUUUUUGGCGAAGAAACUGUUUGUGCCGAAUGAGAAAUCAUUUAAAAAACAAUCAUAAUGAAAUAUUUGAUUCUAAAUAAUAGUGAUUAAAGUGAAGAAAAACAUUAAUAAGAAGGGUGCUGCAAAUUACUGCAAAUUGAGAAAAAUUUUUAAUAACGACAUGUCAGCAAAAUCUCUUCACAACGAACAUAUUAAAAGGCCAAUGAAUGCCUUUAUGGUUUGGUCUCGAGGACAACGUCGAAAAAUGGCACAGGAGAAUCCAAAAAUGCAUAAUUCCGAAAUUUCCAAGAGGUUAGGUGCUGAAUGGAAGCUCCUCAGUGAAAGUGAGAAACGACCCUUUAUCGAUGAGGCUAAAAGGUUACGGGCACUACACAUGAAGGAGCACCCAGAUUACAAAUACCGUCCACGUCGAAAGCCAAAAUCACUCGUAAAGAAAGAGAAUAAAUUUGGCUUUUCUCUUUCACCUUUGACAAUGUCACCAACCGAUUCUCUCAGUUCUAUUUCACGAGGUUUGAUACCACCUCUAGCAUCACCAAUGAAUCAUUCUCUAAUUGCUCACGAUGAUCUCAAAAUUCCCCGUUUUUUCCCCCAUUUUCCCUAUCCUCUCUAUCCAAUUCAACAUAAAUUGGGCGAAGAUUUCAGCGGUGGUAAACUCGCAGCAGAUUUAGCCUUCCAAGCAAUUUAUGGAUCAGGAGGUACUUUUUAUUCCGGACAUCAAUCUGUUUCAUGGCCAGGUCUCACAACUCCUACAUGUCUUCAACCAAAUUGUGGAUGUCCAAGUCCAUCCAAAGAACCAAAAAGAACAUCAUCAUUCAUACCCGAGAAACUUGAGGAUAAACCAUCUUUUCCAAGUCCCGUAAAGCCAGACGAGGAUCGUUUUAGUUUGGACAAUAGGGACAGUGUCAGAGAGGAUGGUUGCUAUAGAAAAAUUGAGGAUAAUUUCACAUCAUCAUCAGAUAAACCAGAAGAGGACAAAUCCCAGGAUCGUUAUUCAUCAUCAUCGCCACUAGUUGCCGAGAGAUUUGAGAAAUUUCGAAAUAUAUCCACCGUACUCAGUUCCCUACCAUCAACAACAAAAACCGAGAGUAGUGUUUUCUCUGUUCAAAGUCUCACGGGUAAUACAUCAACGAGGGGUCACGUUAUAUGAAGACCGCUUCCGGUUCUUCCGGAUCUCAAUUUUCGGGGGAACCUCAUUACUAAUUGGACAACACCUGAUUGGUGGAGGGUGCCUCCAAUUUUAUCACCCAUUUCCCAAGCAUCUUGUACUGCAACUGAUCUCUCCACAACGACGACAACUAUAACUAACGGAAUGUCGUCCAGACGAGACGAUGAUGAUGCUUCAAGACUAUUGAAUAAUUCCAGAACUCCGAGGACUUCUUCUGUUGCCAGUGUUCAAUGAAUUUCUCAUUUAUAACAACUAUAUCAGAUUGACUUUUAAUUUUUGACAGACUUCUAAAAUUAUUUAUCAACUAAAUUCACGAUGAUCAGCGAUAGGAGGAGAUUCUCUUGAAUUAACAAAUCAAUCUCUAGUCCGAAUUGUCCAAAUACCAAAAAGAAGAAAUAAAAAGAAAUUCCAAUCAAGUCUAAAUUAGAAAAAAAAUACAUUAUCAACAACCACAAAACUAAAUCGAUUAUACGAUAAUACUGAACAAAAUCAUGAAAACAAAAAAUAAAGCCUAAAAAAAAACACAAAGACAUAUACUGGUGAAAAAGCCACUAAAUCUGCAAAAGGAAAAAAAUUAAUAUAAAAAAAAAAUCCUUUGAAAUAAAUCAAAACGAAAAUGUAAUAUUUCAUCAUGUUUGUAUAUAAAAUGGCAAAAUAAAAAUUCAUUUGAAUCCUAUAUACAUAUAUGAGAGUUUUAGAAUUGCGAAAGGAAGAAAUGCAUUUUGUGAAAACUAAAAUGCGCUUAUGUCCCAAAAAGGGUAUAUAGCUUUGAUAAGUUGUUACACAGAGCGAGAUGCAUGUCCGCGAAAAUCGAAUCGAUAUCUCACCACAACCAAAUCCUACAAAGAGAUCUCUCCCCCUCUACAAUGACAUGAUACGCGAAGGUUAGAAGAGUCCAAUUUUGAUGAGAAAAUCGACCCAACCCUCUCGUCACAUAUUACAGCAUGCGACCGGCCGAAAUGCUAUCCCUACUAUGGAAAAAAAAAUCUCAUCCAACGGAAGCAAAUCUCUUCUUUGGUAAGCAGUCAUGCGAAAUAAGCCAAACAUUCUGAAUACUAACGUAGAUACGACGGAUUCAGUCUAUACAUUUAUGUACCAUUUUGUUAUCCAGGCGUUUUAAUGCAACGUGAGAUAUACUAUUUCUACAUCUGUAUAUAGCUAUAUUUGAAACUUGUUAAAAUUUACAUUUAAAUUCAACAAUCUCUUUAUACAAUUAUUGUAUAAUGAAGAAGAAAUUAUUAAUGAACAAAAAAAAAAUCGAAACAAAUUUAAAUGAUUUCUAUUGUA
Molecule: messenger RNA, 5449 nt
Organism: Leptopilina boulardi
Lineage: Eukaryota; Metazoa; Arthropoda; Insecta; Hymenoptera; Figitidae
Product: transcription factor Sox-21-B-like
Exons: 3
Coding region: 3158-4144 (328 amino acids)
Biological process (GO): anatomical structure morphogenesis; regulation of DNA-templated transcription; cell differentiation
Molecular function (GO): RNA polymerase II cis-regulatory region sequence-specific DNA binding; DNA-binding transcription factor activity, RNA polymerase II-specific
Source: RefSeq, a predicted model, not a curated record